Molecule: messenger RNA, 1812 nt
Organism: Heterobilharzia americana
Lineage: Eukaryota; Metazoa; Platyhelminthes; Trematoda; Strigeidida; Schistosomatidae
Source: the annotation of a GenBank genome assembly
AUGCUUUCCGCAACUGCCAAGCUCACAUAUUCACCUGACAAAACACUAGCUGCUACUGAACAUACAGAUGGUCAGAUUUCAGUCUUAAGUUCUACUGCUUUUCCUGCAGCAUUAAAACCAACAAAAUACAAGCAACAAACAAACAAACCGUCUGAUAAAAUGAACCGUUUUAUGAAUCUUCGUAAACCUUAUACUCAAAUGUACUUGAAUAAUGCUAAAAGACAUUCACAAACUGAUGAACAACUAGAAAUAAAGUUAUUGAGUACCGAGCUUGCUGAAUUUAUCUGUCAUCGACUACCCGAUCCGUGCGCUCGUGCUGCUUAUCUUCGUCAGCAUGUUAGACACGAUAUGUGCUUUCGUUUGCCUUUAUUGUAUCUUCUGCCACAUACGGAUUUUCGUUUGGAUAAACCAUAUUUGUCUGAAUAUAAAUCUGGAACAUGUAAAGGAAGUCUGUCUCGGUUAACAUAUUUGCCUUCAGACAGCUCUUUUGAACAGUUUCUAACACCAGCUUCUGCAUGUGAACACAGUUUACUCUCACUAAAGAAAAUAAUGGAUGAUAAACUACGUUCACAUUUCGGACCGUAUGAUUCCCGUCCCAAUGUAACCGGAGAAUGUCAGUGUCAGGAGUGCCAAGAAGCGUAUAAGAAUUGGUUUUGUGCAACAGAAUUCCCUCUGUACUAUCCAUUGGAUGAUUUAGAUCUGAAUAUACCUUCACUUCGUAAAUCAAUAGGUUCUGGUGUUAAUUUACAUCAACCUCAUGUAAAAACUUCCGAUCGAUUUGAAAAUUCCAAACUCUCCACUCUUCAGAUAAAUGACCCUAUACCUUUAAAUAGAUCAUCAUCGUCAUUAUCUGUGCCUUCAAGUAUACAAUUAACAUCAGAAAAUGUGGGCACUUAUCAACAUUCUACCCCUACAGAAUUUCAUACAGUCUCUUAUCCAGUGUUCCGACUUGAAAUUGUACAACCCUGUAUUUCUUGGUGUACUCAGGUUGAAACUGUCUGCCCAUAUUUAAAUCCUGCCGACUCUACCUCAAAUGGUGGUGAACCUGCAUUUUUGUGUGAUGAGAGCCAUUACCAUCACAGUUCAAGAUAUCAAGCUGUAUACCGAGAUAUGAAUACUUGUGAAUCUGAAUGUUGUUUCGGUAUAUCAGAUUCAAAUCUUCUCUCUGUAUCCAUUCCUGAAAGGAGACAAUACCCUUUUCUCUCGGAUAUACUUUUAUCUUAUACAUCUAAUAGCAAUGAUGAAUUGAAUAAUCAUAAUCAGUCAUGUAGUCAACUUCGUGAUCGUUGUCUUCAUCGAUUAUUAUCAUUGGAAUCAUCAUUAAUACCGGAAUAUCCUGAUAUAUUAGAUCAAACUUCAACAGUAUGGAAUUAUAAUGUUAAUAUUUCUAGAAAUGAUUCCAUGAAUAAUUUAUCUCCUUCAUCUUUAUUUCAUCAAUCAUCGUCUAGUGUUAUCGUGAAGAUUAAUAAUAUUUCUUUUGGAAUUAUACUCAUCAUCUCAUUAACUUUUUAUUGCUUUAUAUGGUUGAACAAUAUACAAGAUUUAAUUGAUACUUGUAGAUUAUUUCCUGUUUGGCAUUAUAUCUACCGUUUGAUGACUACUACAGCUAGUGUGGAUAUUAUAAAAAAUAAACAGCAUAUUAGAAUGCAUACUUGUAUUCUUUUGGAGUCCUUGAAACAAUACCGAUGUGAAAUAUCUCCAAUAAUCAUGAUAUCAUAUUUCUUGAUAGAUUAUUCUACAUUAUCAUAUAAUCUGCUUUAUUAUUAUUAUUAUUAUUAUUUUCUAUACUCAUAUUCAUGUCGAACAUGUUAA